Molecule: messenger RNA, 2379 nt
Organism: Monoraphidium neglectum
Lineage: Eukaryota; Viridiplantae; Chlorophyta; Chlorophyceae; Sphaeropleales; Selenastraceae
Product: ERD4-related membrane protein
Exons: 23
Coding region: 1-2379 (792 amino acids)
Cellular component (GO): plasma membrane
Molecular function (GO): calcium-activated cation channel activity
Source: RefSeq, a predicted model, not a curated record
AUGAAGAGGCUCAAGACCAAGGGCCGCCACACAAGCGGCGGCGGCGGCACCGCUGGCGCAGCUCAGGCUGUCGGGGAGGGUGCCGAGCGGCCUGCUGAAGCAGGGGAUGAGACAAAAGCGGUGGGGAAGGGCAACGGCGGCCUGGCCGUUGGCCCCGAGCAGAUCGGCGUUGCCAUUCCGGGCGGCACCCUGGCGGCUGGUGACAAGGAGUUCAACCACAUGGCCGCCCCCAAGUGGUGGAGCACGGUGGAUGUGGUGACCACGCAGGACGGCAAGCUCAGGCGCAUCACAGACGAUGAGAAGGCGGAGCAGGAGAUUGCGGGGGCUCACGUGCUGCUCGCCAAGCCCAGCGUGCGCUACCGCAAGACGGUCAACACCUACGACCACGCGGGCCGUCCCACGUCUGUCCACGCGCAGCAGUAUGCGGUGCUGGUCACAAACGUGAACCAGCCCGUCUACCCCGAGUACCAGGGGGACAGGCCCGUCCUGGGUGCGGGCAUCUGUGGCAACCCCAACGUGAAGUACGGCGGCGAUGACGUGUGGCUCGGGGAGCGCCACAGGCAGUUUGUUGAAGCCCUGGAGGCUAGCAAGCGGGCGGUGGCCAACGCCUCCCGGCCACCCAGGACUGUGACUGGCAAGGACGCACAGGCGGCGGUUCAGGCGGCUGAGGCCGUGGCGGCGCUGGAGGCGGCAGAGGCCGGGCUGCCAGCGGGUGUGGCGCCCUGGUCUGCGUCACGGGGGCGUGGGGCGGUGGCCCCUGGGCGCGCAGCUGAGCUCUGGGGCCGUGCGCGUGCUGCGGUGCGCUCUGGUCGGGUGAGGCGGCUGCUGACCAGCGAGACGUACUCCACCGUCGGCGCCGUGUUCGCCGCGCUCUUCCCGGACGACUUUGACAGGGUCGUCCCCGUGUUCAACUUCAGGGAGACGGACCUGCUGAUGCGCCAGUGGGACAUCAAGCUGGGGCAGCUGGAGGCGGCCGAGCGUGCUGUGGCGCUGGGCGGGAAGCGCAAGACAAUCAGGCCCAAGGGGUCCGGGGGGGCUGUGGAUCAGAUCGAGUGGCUGGUGGCAGAGGUGGCACGCCUGGAGCGCGCAGUACUGGAGGCGCGCGACAGGGCGCUCGUGUUCAACUCGACGCCCUCCUCCUUUGUGCUGUUCAGGACCCAGAAGGCUGCGGCCAUCGCUUCGUCCUGCAACAUCCACCCCCUGAGGAAAGAGCUCUUCAAGGUGUUCCCUGCGCCGGGCCCCGAGGAGGUCAACUGGGAGGCGCUGUGGUUCACCCACGCCCAGCGCGUGCGGCGCGCGUUCUACGUGACGCCCUUCCUGGUGGUCCUGGUGCUGCUGCCGGUGUCGCUGCUGACCUCAGCCAUGACGCAGCUCAACGACCUCUUCUGCUCGGCCAACAACACCAAGCUGCGGUGGGACGACUACUGCUACAGCGGCAUGCGCUUCUUCACCAUCCUGAGGUCCGUGCUCACCGGCUUCGUGCCCGCCCUGCUCAUACAGCUCUGGCAGGGCCUACUGAUGCCGCGACUGGUCUACCUGGCAGCUCAGUCCGAGGCAUGCCACUACAGUCUGAGUGACCUGGACCGCCGCAUGGGCUCCAUUUACUUCCUGUGGGGCUGCUUCAACUUCUUCGGCGGCGGCGUCAUUGGCAGCACGGCACUUGCCAGGGUGCCUGAGAUCAUCAACAAGCCCUUUGAGACCCCACAGCUGCUGGGCUACGCGCUGCCAGCCACAGCCAAGUUUUUCUUCAGCUACCUCAUCCUGCGCACCCUGAUGACGAUCCCCCUGCGCUUCCUCAUAACCCAGCCCGGAGUGUGGCAGGCCUGGAUCAGGAUUGGGCUGAUGCCGUUCUCCAAGAGUAUGCGCGACGACCACGUGGCGGAGCGCACACUGUUCAUGCGCAACGCCAUCCGCUCCCCGCGCUACGGCGUCGAGUACGGCGCCAACACCUGCCUCAUCCUGCUCAUCUGCUUUGCCUUCGCUGUCAUCUGUCCCCUGCUGCCGCUCUUUGGGGUGUUCUUCUUCCUCGGCCAGUGGCUCUUCUGGAGGUACCAGCUGAUCUACAACUACCAGCGCAAGUAUGAGAGCGGUGGCCAGUUCUUCCCCUUCGUGGCCGACCGCAUCAUGGUGUGCGCCGCCGUCAUGGUGGCGUUCACAGGAUGUGUCAUGAUUGUGAAGCGCGCAUGGGCACAGGCCACGCUGGACCUGUACAUCCACGGCAUGAGGGAGAUGCCGCUGCUGGUGGCGCAGAUGGCACCUCGGGCGCGAGUGCCCGCAACGGUGUAUGUCCCGCCUCCGCUGCAGGCCAAUGGCUGGCUCUGGUACCCCGAGUUCAACCGCUGCUGGGAGUGGUUUGGAAUGCCAGGCUACUCGUGGUGA